GCGACGACAGCGGCAGGCCGAGGGCGAGCUCACCGGCUCCCUCUCCCCCUUCUCCUCCGCCCCUGCAGGACCAUGCGCUUGUGAGGGAUGGGGCGCCGCACCCGGAGCCCAGGCCUGAGCCACGGCCUACCUCCCCCGACCGGGGCCAGGCCCACCACCACCGGAACCGGGAGCGCUUCGCCACCAUCCAGUCAGCACCUUUGGUUACGAGGCAGAUCCAGGAGCAUGAGCAGGACAGCGAGCUACGAGAUCCGAUGUGGGGCUUCAAGCGGAUGCGGCGGCAGCACCAGAAGCAGCUGAUGGCGUUGGAGAACAAGCUGAAGGCUGAGAUGGACGAGCACCGGCUCCGUCUGCAGAAGGAGGUGGAGACGCACGCCAACAACGCCCACAUCGAGCUGGAGAAGCUGGCCAAGAAACAUGCUCUUCAGCUGGACAAGGAGACGAAGGCGGCAGCUGCUGAUGAAAAGAAGUUCCAACAGCAGAUUAUGGCCCAGCAGAGGAAGGAGCUGACCACCUUCUUGGAAAACCAAAAGAAACAGUACAGACUCUGCAAGGAGAAGAUCAAAGAGGAGAUGAGUGAGGACCACAGCACACCCAAGAAGGAGAAGCUGGAGAGGUUGUCCAAGCACAAGGAGACCAUGCAGCAUUCCCAGGCCGAGGAGGAGGCUCAGCUGCUGAGCCAGCAGAGGGUGUUCUACGAGCGCAACUGCCGCGCCUUCAAACGCAGGAUUCUCAGCAGGAAGCACGAGUUCGAGCAGGAGCAGAUGAGAGAGGAACUGAACAAGAAAAAGUCCCAGAAGGAGAUGGAGCACGCCAUGCUAAUCCGGCACGAUGAGUCCACCCAAGAGCUGGAACAGCGGCAGCUGCAUAUCCUGCAGAAGCUGCGUGUGGACCUCAUCCAGCUGCAGCACCAGACGGAGCUGGAGAACCAGAUGGAGUACAACAGCCGCCGGGAGCGCGAGCUGCACAGGAAGCAUACCAUGGAGCUCCGACAGCAACCCAAGAACCUGAAGACUUUGGAGAUGCAGAUUAAGAAGCAGUUCCAGGAUACAUGCAAGGUACAAACCAAGCAGUAUAAGGCCCUGAGAAGCCACCAGCUGGAGGUCUCCCCCAAGAGCGACCACAAGGCCAUCCUGAAGUCAUUGAAAGAAGAACAGACGCGCAAGCUUGCUGUGCUGGCGGAGCAGUACGAGCAGAGCAUCAACGACAUGAUGGCAUCGCAGGCGGUUCGGCUGGGUGAAUCCCAAGAAAUGGAGAGCCAAGCACUGAAGCAGCAGCUCCAGCAGGAGAUGGAACUACUGGAUGCCUACCAGGGCAAGGUCCUCAUGCAAGCCGAGGCACAGCACAAGCUAGAGAAGCAGAAACAGGAGCAGCAGGCAUCGAUCCGCAGGACCCAUCUCGAGCAGAAGAUCGAGGAGGAGUUGGCCGCGCUUCAAAAGGAGAGCACGGAACGGGUGAAGCACCUGCUGGAGCGGCAAGAGAGGGAGGUCAGUGCUUUCGACACCGAGAGCCUCCGCCUGGGCUUUGGGAGCCUCAGCACCCUGGACGUCCCCAUCGAGGACAGCAGAUGAAACCAGACUCGCCGCUAGCGCCUUGUCUGCCCCUCCUCACCCAGGGGCUGAUUCCCCGCCCUGUUCUCUCCUCUCACCUUCCCACCGGACUGCUUAUGGGCCAACCUCAACUGUUGCCAUCUGCUGCCCCCACCCUCACCUCCAGCCAAAUCCCGUUCCACCCCCCACCCCCCCCCCCACCGAGUCAAGAUGCUGGAUUAGUCCCUCCGUUGUCUUUAAACCCAACGUCGUGAUGUCGGACAUGUCUCGUGCAAUUACAGCGAUUCUGGGCGGUCAAACUGGUUGAAAGGUGAAAGCACCAACAAUUGUGGAUGGGCGUUGCUUUGAGAUCAAGCACCGGCGACAACAUGCUUGACAAAAAGAAAAAAAAAAAACACAAAAGUAUUUCGACUUUAAGACACUUGCAGCCAUAUCUUCUGAGCUGCUCCACUUUUGAUAGGUCAUCAGGAAAUUUUUAUUAGGGUCGAGCAAUUUGAUAUGUUUAAAUAUGAUCUCUUUGUGUGUGCAUUGGUAUUUCAAAGAGGUUAACACAGAAAAAAAUACGGCUGGGGGCUAAUGCCCAGAAAUUGGCUAUGUUAAAUUCCGUUUCACCCAUGAGAGUAAAUACCUGUUUCAACACCAUACCCAAGUCCAAGAUGCUAAAGACUUGGUUUGGUCCUGGUAUUUUUAUUGCAAGAGAGGUUUAAAAGGAACUUUUUUUUUAUUAUUAUUAUUUUCAUAUACGUCUUUAAUUGGUCAGCAGAAUUUUGAAGUGCUUUUUAAAUUUUUUUUGGCUUUUUUUGAGUUUUGUUGCUCAGUGUGAUGUUCUAUUUGAAGUAACAUCUAGAUCAUUAUCACAGGUUUAGCCACUUUUGAGCUGUGUAUUUUCUUACAAUGCUCAUAAACUCAUAAAAUGCUUCAUUGUUGCAUGCACUUUAAAGAAAAUUCAGGUUACAGAGAGAAGCAUGAAUCUGUCAGAAGUUUUAAUUCUAUAUUGUAAAUAAACAUGCUCACAGCGUUUUUUCGUUUCCCCGAUAGCUAACAGUAUCUUGCGUUCAUGCCGUAUUUGAUAUGACACUUGAGAUUUUUAACAAUCUUUAUUUGAGAUGUGCCUAUGGAUUGGUUUGUUUUUGAUUAACAAAGCCAACAUUGUUCUUUGUUACGUUAACAGCCAACAUUGUAAAUGAUUUAAUGUUGAAUGUCGUUGGUGUCACCCGGUAACCAUCACUGUUGUAAUGGCAGUGACCAUUGUACUGGAUGUAAAAUAUUUUGAUAAAUAUUUGUAAUUAAUUACCUAAACACGCGAGCCAGAAGCAGGGGUCAUUCAUGUAAUUGUUGUCAGCUCAAAGUCAUUGUAAAGAAGUGCUGUUAAUGUUUGGUAUUUAAUUACAUUAGUGAACAAGGACUCAGUGCACAGAACGCAUUUCUGAGAGCAGAACUGAAAAACACCCGAUGUAGUAAAUAGGAUGCUAGUUUUGUCAGUGGUCAAAAUACAGUAGCUGAUUUCUCUUUUGUAUCUUUGGAUAACAUUCUGAGACAUUUUCUUUUCGUGACUCAGGCGGGUGAAAGUUGAUGUGGCUCUGAGGCAGUUAUUAGGAGGUAAAAGUCCAGAUUGGCAGAAACUCCAGCACCAAGUUAUUUGAAGCGCUGGGCAUUUUUGAACUGCUGAACGUGUUUAUAUUUUCAAAAUCAGCACGUGACCAGCAGCUGAGUCCUCGAUACCAGUAUUGAUGUUCAAGCCCUUUAUAGUCAUACACCGACACUCCACCAGAGGGAGGUGCAGAAUAAUGUUGUAAUUUGGGCUACUAGUGUGCCAACCGAUUCUUGGGACCACCUGUUUAUACCCAAAAAUCAAUGAUCCUUGUGCCACUUGGGUUG
This is a messenger RNA of Paramormyrops kingsleyae, 3428 nucleotides long. It is a transcript of the gene taok3b, whose product is annotated as TAO kinase 3b. Gene Ontology annotation, molecular function: protein serine/threonine kinase activity. The record is from RefSeq and is a predicted model, not a curated record. Gene Ontology annotation, biological process: protein phosphorylation; regulation of cytoskeleton organization. Lineage: Eukaryota; Metazoa; Chordata; Actinopteri; Osteoglossiformes; Mormyridae. Gene Ontology annotation, cellular component: cytoplasm.